GCACAGUAGUAUCAUUUGAAGUGCGCAUCAGAAAAAGUGGUGUACGAUAGCGAAAAUCGACAGAUCAGUGGCGAAUAAGUUUUACGUUUUUUUUUUUUAGAAAGAAGAUACUGAAGAAAACGGUGUAUCGUACGGUUGAUGCGUAACUGAAAGAAUUGACAAUGGGUUCGAAUAAACGGCACAAAACCGAGAAAAGUCGGGACGCUAAGAAGAAGCGUCAUCGUAGCCGUUCACGAAGCUAUACGCCUGAACGUGAGAAAUCGGAAAAGCACAGACAUCACAAAAAGCAUAGAAGAAAAGAGCGCAAGGAUUAUGAUAGCGAUGUCGAAAUAGUUAAUGCACCUCCACCCCCAAAAAUCUCUAAGUCUUCACAUCCGUCAACGCCUCCACCUCCUGAAAUUUCAAAGCAGCAUAGUCCGUCGCCAAGCAAAGGCGGCGGGACACAAACCUCUCUGUCCAUCGAGGAGACUAACAAAUUGAGAGCAAAGUUAGGUUUGAAGCCUUUAGAGGUUGACAGUGGCCCAAAAGAUGAUCCUAAUAAGAUUAAGGAUGACUUGGGAGAAUUUUAUCACAAGCCUGCUCCUGAUGUUAAUGAAAAGUUAAAGACACAGAAAUUAAAAGAGAAAAUUGGUACUCAGAAACAGAAGAGAUUGAUCGAGGCCAAUUUAGCCAAAGUAAAAAGUUUAGGUGAAUGUGAUUCUGAUGAUGAUACCAAAAAUUGGAUUGACAAAACCAGACGUUUGGAGGAAGAAAAGAAAAAAGCAGAAGAAAGGGCAAAAAUGUUAGAUCAAUUAGAUGAAGAAUUUGGAAUUGGAAAUUUGGUUAAAGAAGAAAUUCACGCUGCCCGCAAUACGGCUUACACUGAAAAAAAUUUGAAGGGCCUCAAAGUGGAACACAAUAUUGACAAAUUUGAAGAAGGUAAGACACUGAUCUUAACACUGAAAGAUCAGGAAGUGUUAGAAGAAGGCGAUGAUGUGCUCGUUAAUGUAAACAUAACGGAUGAGGAACGUUAUCAACGUAAUAUUUUCAACAAGACGAAAAAGUCUGGUUACGAUGCAUACGACGACGAUAAUUUCGAUGAAUUCGGAUUCCCAAAGAAAACGAUUUUAGAAAAAUAUGAUGAAGAAAUCGAAGGGACGAAAAAAGAGACUUUCACUCUAGGUGUUAAUAAUAUCAAAGAUGUCAAACAGAACAAACUUGACUACGUAAAACAACGUUUAGCAAACAAACGAUUAGAAUCAUUGCAAUUAAUAGAGCCAAAACUGGCUAGUGAAUAUUAUAAUGAGGAAGAACUUGCAAAAUUUAAAAAGCCAAAGAAAAAGGUUCGAAAGAUUAGGAAAAAAUUAAAAGCGGAAGACUUAAUUCCUGAAGAUAAUGAUUAUCUUCGAGAUCUUGGAAGUAGAAGAACCAAACGAACUGAGGAUGUAAAAGAAAAUGAUGCUUUAGAUGUAGAUGAUUUAGGAGCUCCCGCUGAAGAUCUCAGUGGAAUAAAAUUGGAAGAAGAUGACAAAGAGCUGGAAUUACAAUUGGCGUUAAAGAAAGCUCAAAAACUGAAGGAAUCACAAUCGUCAAGUAUUGAAAAGGUUGUUGAAACCAUAAAGCAAGAGCCUAUGGGCUCUGAAGAAAAUCAAUCUGGAAAUAUCGUUCUUAACGCCACUGCAGAAUUUUGCAGAACUUUAGGAGACAUUCCUACUUAUGGUCUUGCCGGGAAUAGGGAAGAAAAUGGACAAGAACUAAUGGACUUUGAAAUGGAUGGAGUCAAAGAGGAACCUCCUGCAAACGAAGAGGAAGAUGAUGGCCGUGGCGCGUGGAAUACUGUUCAUUUAGAUGAAAGUACGUCAGAACCAGUAGCAAUGGAAGCUGCGAUUUUGGAUGCAGAACCUUCGCUCGGGCACGGCGUUGGUGGAGCGUUAAAACUCGCUAUGAGUAAAGGUUAUUUACAAAAAGAGGAUAGUAGUAGACCAUCGGCGUCUCGUUUCGCUCAUCUACAGGCUCAAAAUUACUCGAUAGAGGACAAGACUUACGGAGAUGAUGACAAAUUUGGUAGAAGGGAUCGUUUCAAUGGUCCAACGUCAGAGUUCAAAGAGAAAGAUGGUUUCAAACCAAACGUCAAGCUGGAAUACAUCGACGACGAUGGUCACGUUUUAAGUGCAAAGGAAGCUUUUCGAUAUCUCUCGCAUAAAUUCCAUGGGAAAGGCCCAGGAAAAAAUAAGGUUGAGAAACGAAUGAAGAAAGCAGAACAAGAAGUUUUAAUGAAGCGAAUGUCAUCUACAGACACGCCUCUGGGAACGCUUAAUUUACUGCAAGCAAAACAAAAAGAAACUCAGUCGCCAUACAUAGUACUCAGUGGAAGCAAACAAAUGCAAACGACUAGCAUAUCGAAGUCAAAACAUUAAGUCUUAGAGUUAAUUUCUAUAAGAUCUGUAUAUAACGUAGAGGCAGAAAAAAUCUUUUAUCGGCACACUUUUUCAGACAGAAUAGUACAUUAAUAUUGUCGGAAAGCAAAUAAUUGCACAUUUCUCCUUUAAUUUGUUAAUCACUUACAUGAUAAUAAAACACUUAGACUACAAAGGGAA
This is a messenger RNA of Frieseomelitta varia, 2576 nucleotides long. RefSeq names its product U4/U6.U5 tri-snRNP-associated protein 1. Bases 162 to 2396 code for a protein of 744 amino acids. The record is from RefSeq and is a predicted model, not a curated record. Lineage: Eukaryota; Metazoa; Arthropoda; Insecta; Hymenoptera; Apidae. Gene Ontology annotation, biological process: maturation of 5S rRNA; mRNA cis splicing, via spliceosome. Gene Ontology annotation, cellular component: U4/U6 x U5 tri-snRNP complex. The transcript has 11 exons.